Molecule: messenger RNA, 2796 nt
Organism: Mesocestoides corti
Lineage: Eukaryota; Metazoa; Platyhelminthes; Cestoda; Cyclophyllidea; Mesocestoididae
Source: the annotation of a GenBank genome assembly
AUGCUGGAUGAUCCUGCAAUAUCCAUACCCAAAAGUAGUUCAUCACGUUACGUUGCUGGUACUAACGGCACCGUCAACGAAAGUAACACCAGUGGUGUACAAAACCCGUCACUUCAACAGCGAAGCGACUUCAGUGUCCAUAACCUUGCAAGUACAUCACAGGCCAGUACGCAACUUGACGAUCUAAAACCAAUCCCAAGGAACAUAAAACUGCCUUCAAGAACGGGUCUUGUGGGCACCCAGACGAUGCAAAAUUUGAUACACAGGCCAAAAAUCGACUAUUUAUCUUCGUCCUACUCGUCUGACCAAUUAAUGACAGACAGUGGACACUACUCACCUACAACUGGAUUCCAUGGUGACGCGAGUGUCGAAUCCAACGGUCUUGGAUCGGAAAGGUCGCCAGCCUAUCUUAGACUGCACCACAGUUUGCUUGAAGGUCGCCAGCAGCAAAAUUAUCUUAAAGUCAAUAAUCGCGAUCUAGUCAAUCAGUUUCUUGACAGGUACGGUCAAACCUUAUUUGUGGAUAGCUCGCGAGGGCAGGCUUCUGACGUGUGUGGAUCGGAUAGCAUUCUCCAAGAUGCUUCUAGUCCGCCUACGUCGUCAUUAGAUUUGCUCUCUCUGUCACAUCGCACACCCCCACAAAGCUUCUUAAACCUGACUGAUCCUCAUUCACGUCCAACGGGAAACGAAUUUAUGGCUUACACUUCAACACCUGUGAUGAAUUGUCGUGCCGGUAAUGAUCUCCAAAUGCUUGAAGAAAAUUUAGCUUCUGUGGCAAGGUAUGUGGAUGAGUUGACAGACGGAGGUAGUGGACAUACGAGUCGAGCAUCCAGUAGCGCUCGUGCCUCAGAAGGUAAUGAUUGCAACAAUACAAGCCACAUAAAUGGAGCUGAAGUGGAGAGUGGGAGAACGACUCGAAUCGAGGUCCCAAUUUCAACAGAAGUGUCACCAAAAACAUCUUCCAUCUUAGCCUCAGGUACCCUUGAUCAACCGAUUGAAAAGGUUCUUCAAAGGGCUUCUGUGAUGUCAGAUUCAACGCCAAACCUAAAUAAUACUGAGAAAUCGUCACUUGAGCAGGCACAAUCGCAGAGUCAAUCGCCUUUUCAGGGAUCAUUAAGAUCCAAUUCCUCUUCCACGACACAACAAAUUGCUUUCUUAAGCUCCCUCCUCAGUCAGCUUGAUCUAAGCAACUCAGGGAUUAGUGAUAUGAAUUCAAACAGCUUCAAUAAUAUUUUACUUUCCUUACUGGCCGAUACCUCAGCCACUCCUGCUCUCCCAGUUAGACCUGUUCCAACUAAUAACUGCACAGCACAAAGCCAAAGCGACUGGAAUUCUCUAAUCUCCAUCCUACGCGCAUUACAAAGCACUUCAACGGUGGCGGCAAACAAAUAUUUGACGAAUCAAAUGCUGAAUCUGCAAGCCGCUCUUGCUGCUCUCAGUCCAGCUACUCUAAAUAUGCUUGCAGCAAGCAUUGAUAACAAUCAGCUAAAUGAAAAACAGGCAUUGCUCAAAUUACUAACAUCGAAGUCACAAACGCCAACUGGUGGCACUAGUAACUCUGGUCUCUUAUCGUCGAUCGCUGGUCUGCUCUCUUCAGCUAAUGUGAGGAACAAUAGCCAACUAAUGGAUAUGCUGACCUCAACACUUACAGCUCUCGCGGCAACGAUUGAUAGCAAUAAGAGCAUGCAAACUAAUGGCUACCAUAGUCAUCCAGUGACAUCAAACAGUCCCCUUACGAACUAUACCAAUAGGGGCCUCCGUCGUUCUCCAACUUUUGGAAUUGAUUCUCCAGUUUCCUCGCUCUACCAUCGGCGACAACUAAAUGAAGGCCAGAUUUCCCAUGGACCGUGCUGUCAUCGUCAAGGGAACGCCGAAGGAGACAUCGAUCGGGCUGCAACAAUAUACAGAAACUCAGCCAAUCAUGUUUCUCAAAAACUAGAGACAAUCCAUCAUUGGACUGGGAAGCUUCCGCAGAGAAACUACAAAUCCAUGAGUUUUUCAAGGAAAGUAUUUCUUGGUGGGGUGCCAUGGGAAUGCACGAGUGAAGAUCUUAUAGGCACUUUUUCCCAGUUUGGCAAUGUGUCAGUCCUCUGGCCUCAAAAGGAUGGUGGUUACGUCUCACACCAACAUGGUAUUGAGGGAGGAAAUGAUCGACUGGUUUCUACUGCUCCGAAGGGUUACUGUUACCUGCUGUUCGAACAUGAGUCCUGCGUUGCUGACUUGUUGGCAGCAUGUUCACGAGAUCCAGUGACUGGUGGAGAUUAUUUCAAACUCGCUUCACCGAAGUUUAAAGCCAAGGGAGUUCAGGUUAUUCCUUGGGUGAUAAGUGACAGCCAGUUCAGCCGUGGUGGUAGCCAAGCCAGGUUAGAGUCAAGCAACACGGUGUUUGUUGGCGCUCUUCAUGGAAUGAUCACUGCUGAAGCUCUUGCCUCAAUCAUGAACGACCUAUUCGACAACGUCAUUUUUGCUGCACUGGAUACAGACAAGCACAAGUACCCUAUAGGUUCUGGUCGCGUCGUCUUUUCAAAUCACGGUAGCUAUGUGCGUGCGGUGACAGCGAAUUUUGUGGAGGUUCGCACGACUAAAUUUACAAAGACGCUUCAAAUCGAUCCGUUCCUUGAAGAUUCAAUGUGCAACAACUGUCUUGCUUCUGCUGGUGUCUAUUUUUGCCGUGCAUUUGAGUGUUUUCGAUACUUCUGCCCUACCUGUUGGCAGAAGUGGCAUAAUGUGACUCAAAGUCUGGCAAAUCACAAGCCUCUGCGCCGGAGUCUCAAACUUUGUACCGAGCGUAUCUAG